Ilyonectria robusta is the source of this 1223-nucleotide messenger RNA. RefSeq lists its product as uncharacterized. The coding region runs from base 246 to 1019 and encodes 257 amino acids. Lineage: Eukaryota; Fungi; Ascomycota; Sordariomycetes; Hypocreales; Nectriaceae. The record is from RefSeq and is a predicted model, not a curated record. The transcript has a single exon.
AAUCUGGUUCCAAAGAACAGGAGGGCUCUUUCGCCUACGACAGCCAACAAAUCUUUUUCAGCAGCCUCUUACGAUACCCUCACAAGUGGGAACCUCAACCAAAACGAUGGAACCUACAAGCACAACGCACCCUCCGCCGCAGAAAACUUACCCAGCGCCAGCUGCUGGAGAGGCAAAUUUCUCAGGGCAGGCCGAAUCCGUGCCAAACAUGGUGCGGCAAUCCGUCUUGCAUACUGGACAAUUUGAUGUUCGAGAAUCCCAUGAAGCAUUAUGUUGAUCAAGAACGGAGUAAGCAUGGUCUUCUUGUCAAAGACUACUACAAGAACUUUGUGAAUGCAGUGGUGGAAAAGAUCUUCCCAGAAUGUUCCGACCCCUCAACCAAGGCACGGAAGCGCCACGCCAUAAUGUCAUUUGUCGACUCUCCGCCCAUCAAGGUGGCACUCUGGAACUUUACUCUAUUUUGCGACCGCGGUCUUUCUCGGCUCUCUGAUGGGGAUAUCCAGGCAGAGCUCAUCAAAGCUCGACCGAUUUUCCAUGAUUUGAUGUUCGGGGACAAAACAGCACAAACCAUCGAGGCUGUUCACCAAUACAUGGGUCAUGAAGAAAUAAGGGACCACAAAAAGUGGCUGUUAAGUGACUUGGCCGUUCAAUUUCUCAUCCGGGCCGAGGUUUGGCGCCGCCAUGAGACAUGCCGGUCCGCUGAGUGGUCAAUACGCUCUAGCGAAGACGUCGCCGAGUUCCUAACCGCAAUGCUCUUCAAUUACUUGGUGAUGUGCUUCGAUGAGUGCAUGAAGCCCGAGUUGUUGGUUGUUGGUCGGCGUUGGGAUCUUGUCUGGGAGGAUUGGCUGGAGAAGUAUCCUGUUGUGGAGCCGCAAGACGAUGGUGAUGGAGCAAACUUUGUAACCCGAGCGCAACUUGACGAGACGGAAGACGUGGUACUUGAAACAGUGGGAUAUCUUGGAGGAGUCGGCAGAUCUGAUGACAAGCGCAACCCAAUUCGCCAGAGCUUGCAAAAAUAGGAGAAGACCUUGGUUAGAUAGCCCAGGGUGGUCAAUACGGGGAGCUAGUUAUCCAGUCAUAACCUUCCCACAUGUAGUUGUGGAGCUCACGGCGUUCGAAGGAAAUAGUUAUCAAGAUACAGUAUGCACUUUUGGGUCAAGCGUCAAGAGCUUAGAGAACUAGCCAUAAUAUCUGGCCCUCUCGCCAUUAAUUCUUGUUUGAAG